CCUGGAUAUUGUGUUCCGCAGUGAGAACCAUCUCAGCUGGGCGGCAGGAUUAGGUUUUGCUUCUACAGAAUUCCUCUUCUAGCGAUCCUUUUCGAACCCAACUGAUCAUCUUGCUUACUCAAGAGAAGACAUGCCAUAUAUAAAGAGAAAGAGUUUACCAAAGCAUCUAAAGACUUCACCCUGCUGGAUCUGAUGAUAUAAGGGAAUCAGAUACACAAAUUGAGACAAACUUCUAAACAGAGGCUUAAUAUCACCACUCAGUCAACCAGAAUGCAUCUAAACCAAUAAACAAACAAAAAAAAAAACAUUCAUGAAGUCUAACCGAGAAUCAUUUGCGUUCAGUUUUCAAUCAAUAACUUUGCACUUUGCACUUGCACUUGAACAAACAUGUUCCUGUUAAGGAUCAUUUUGUUUAUCGCUGCUAUAUUGGCUCUGAACUUUGAACUGAGUUUCUGCACCUGUGCUCGUGCUGAAUAUGAGAUACAAGGAGAAUGUUGUCCUAUGUGUGCUCCGGGAAACUUUGUUUAUUGGCACUGCACUGUGGAUGCCAGUACAACUUGUGUUCCAUGUCCUGAAUCAUCUUAUACAGACGAGCCCAAUGGCCUUAUAAAAUGCUUUACCUGCUCUAUGUGUGAUGCAGUUAAAGGACUAAGAGUAAAGAAGACUUGCAGACGCACUGCAGAUACAAUCUGUGAGCCACAGGAGGGAUUUUACUGCACUGACCAAAAUAAGCACAGCUGUACAUUAGCUGAGAAACACACAAAAUGUAACCCUGGGCAAUAUAUUAAACAAACAGGAACAGAAUUUACUGACACUAUAUGUGCAAACUGCACAUACGGCACUUACUCAUCCGAUGUUGAAUGUGGGGAAUCUACUCCAGUUGCUCUUAUAGUUGUAGUUGGAGUCGUUUUAUGUUCUUUGAUGGUUGCUGUUACAGCUUUAUUAUUAUACUACUUCAAAGUAAGACGGAAACAACUAGACAGAAAUCCUGGUGGUUAUUCCUUACAACCAUUGAGUGACGUGACUUAGAACCACCACCAUAUUAGGGAUUUUGCUGCAAUGGACUGUUAAGACAGCUUAGAGGAAAAUUGGUGUACCUCUGCCCAACCUCAAUACUUGUACCAGAGAUGGGGACUCGAGUUCGAGACUCGGACUCGAGUGCGACUUAAGUCGCACACACAGUGGCCGUUUCAAGGCAAUGUCAAGGAAGGAUCCUCGGAAGCCAGAAUUUUGAGGAUGCUACGUCUUUGACAUCCGUCGAAGGGCUGUUCCAUUGUCGAGGAUACUCGCAAUUGCAACCAAGGAAAGAAUUUCUUCGUUCAAGAAAUAUCCCAGUAAAGGAUGCAUAUGUGUAUCCUUCACGCUCUUCGCUCGGUGAAAUCACCCACAAUCCUACAAUCCUAUGCCCGUAGGGACGAAAGCACACAUUUUCAUUGACGUAAUGACGCAAUGACGUGCACUUGCUUGCCUCUUCCAUUUACAUUUU
This is a messenger RNA of Paramisgurnus dabryanus, 1486 nucleotides long. Its product is annotated as tumor necrosis factor receptor superfamily member 14-like. The record is from RefSeq and is a predicted model, not a curated record. NCBI's taxonomy places the organism in Eukaryota, Metazoa, Chordata, Actinopteri, Cypriniformes, Cobitidae. Gene Ontology annotation, biological process: defense response to Gram-positive bacterium; defense response to Gram-negative bacterium; positive regulation of T cell migration. Gene Ontology annotation, molecular function: protein binding; transmembrane signaling receptor activity. Gene Ontology annotation, cellular component: external side of plasma membrane; membrane.